CUUUGCCCUUCUCUUGACUCCGGACUAUCUUUCGAUGCCGGCGAUUCCGCAGAAGAAAUGUUGAGGAGAAAGCCGACCAAAAUCGAAAUCAAGCUCGAAGACAAAGAGGAACUUGAAGAAUCCCGCAAUCCUCCCCCCACCACCACCGCCAAUCCCUCUUCCUCCGCCACCACAUCCUCCAUCCUCCAUCUCCUCGACCGCUUCCAAUCCAACCCUAAUUCCAAAUCCAACCGCAUCGGUAUUUCUCAGUAACAACCUCCAACCACCUCAGCAGAUGGAGGUUGAAGUGAAGCUUCGUUUAGCAGACGCCGCCGCCCACGGCCAACUCACCACAAUCCUCUCCCCCUAUCUCCGGAAAACCCUUCACCAAGAAAAUAUCUUUUUCGACACUACUAAAAGCGAUCUCUCGUCCCAACGGGCAGUUCUCCGCCUCCGGUUCCUCGAUAACGACACCCGCUGCAUCGCAUCCCUCAAGGCAAGGCCCACCCUGGUCAACGGCGUCAGCCGCGUGGAGGAAGAUGAGGAGGAGUUAGAACCCUUGACAGCCCGUGCCUGCGUGGAAGAUCCGACGAGGUUGAGGGAGAUCCAAUCGAGGAUUUUGAAGAGGGUUAAAGAGGAGUUUGGGUUGGGGGAUGAAGUGAGUUUUGUGUGUUUGGGUGGCUUUCAGAAUGUGAGAAUGGUUUAUGAGUGGAGGCAGUUGAAGCUGGAGGUAGACGAGACUAGGUAUGCAUUUGGUAUCUGCUAUGAAAUAGAGUGUGAGAGUGGGGAUCCGGAGGCGGUAAAGAGGGUGCUUGAGGAGUUUCUGAAGGAGAAUGGGAUUUCCUAUUCUUACUCAGAAAUGUCAAAAUUUGCAGUCUUUCGAUCCGGCAAGCUGCCCUAUAUGCAAUCUUCAAUGCCUUCCUCGGAAGAGAAGAGGCCAUCAGAAGGUUGAACAUCAUCCUGUUGAAGAGAGUAAAGCAUACCUACAUACCCAUUAUCCCCAUCCCACACCUCCUGGCUUUAGCUAUUGUAAGCCGUUUUAAUUUGCAUUUGCAUGCAAUUAUGUUUUGAUUAAUGUUGAGGAGCUUCUAAACUUCAAUAACUAGUUAUCAAGAUGUUUGCCUAAUCUAUGAAUUUGAUUCAUGCUUGUUAUUGUUUUCAAGAUGUUGAUUUUUGAACCAGUGACAAGAAUUAUU
Molecule: messenger RNA, 1175 nt
Organism: Rubroshorea leprosula
Lineage: Eukaryota; Viridiplantae; Streptophyta; Magnoliopsida; Malvales; Dipterocarpaceae
Source: the annotation of a GenBank genome assembly